CAAAAACGGGGCUUGAAAACGGAUUGCUUUCCUGUGUCUGUGAAUUCUCCGGGUGGUCAGUUUCUUUUCCCCUCUCAGCUGUCAGCUGCUCUGGAGAUUAGUUUCAUAGUAAGGAUUCUUUCUUUAAAGCAAUAUGAAGCGACUACUUUCACGGGGGCACCAGGAGACAGAGAGCUGACUCCGAGGAGGAAGAGGAGGAGCCAGGCUAUACACAAGUUUUGCAGCAAGGGGCAGCCCCUUUGCUUUUACCCUGUCUCAAGCCAACAUGUCACUGAAAAAUGAGCCAAGAGUAAAUACCUCUGCACUGCAGAAAAUCGCUGCUGACAUGAGUAAUUUGAUAGAAAAUCUGGACACGCGAGAGCUCCACUUUGAGGGAGAGGAGGUGGACUACGAUCUGUCUCCCAGCGAUCCCAGGAUACAGGAAGUGUAUAUUCCUUUCUCUGCGAUUUAUAAGACUCAAGGAUUUAAGGAGCCUAAUAUACAGACGUAUCUCUCCGGCUGCCCAAUAAAAGUUCAAGUUCUGGAAGUGGAGCGCUUUACAUCUACAAAAAGGGUACCAAGUGUCAAUCUUUACACUAUUGAAUUAACACAUGGGGAAUUUAAAUGGCAAGUGAAGAGAAAGUUCAAGCACUUUCAAGAAUUUCACAGAGAACUGCUCAAGUACAAAGCCUUUAUCCGAAUCCCCAUUCCCACCAGAAGACACACAUUUAGAAGACAGAAUGUCAAAGAAGAGCCUCGAGAGAUGCCAGCUUUGCCCCGCACAUCUGAAAACAUGAUCCGGCAAGAAGAACAGUUCUUUAGUAGAAGGAAACAGCUCGAAGAUUACUUGACAAAGUUACUAAAAAUGCCCAUGUAUAGAAACUAUCAUGCAACAACAGAAUUUCUUGAUAUAAGCCAGCUGUCUUUCAUCCAUGAUUUGGGACCAAAGGGCAUAGAAGGUAUGAUAAUGAAAAGAUCCGGAGGACACAGAAUACCAGGCCUGAAUUGCUGUGGCCAGGGGAGAGCCUGCUAUCGGUGGGCAAAGAGGUGGUUGAUAGUAAAAGAUUCCUUUUUACUGUAUAUGAAACCAGACAGUGGUGCUAUUGCCUUCGUCCUGCUGGUGGAUAAAGAAUUCAGAGUUAUGGUGGGGAGGAAGGAGACAGAGACGAAAUAUGGACUCCGAAUUGAUAAUCUUUCAAGGACACUGAUUUUAAAAUGCAACAGCUACAGACAUGCUCGGUGGUGGGGAGGGGCUAUAGAAGAAUUCAUCCAGAAGUAUGGCCCUGACUUUCUCAAAGAUCAUCGAUUUGGGUCAUAUGCUGCUAUCCAAGAGAACACUUUAGCUAAAUGGUAUGUUAAUGCCAAAGGAUAUUUUGAAGAUGUGGCAAAUGCAAUGGAAGAGGCAAAAGAAGAAAUAUUUAUCACAGAUUGGUGGUUGAGUCCAGAAAUCUUCCUGAAACGUCCGGUGGUUGAAGGAAAUCGUUGGAGGUUGGACUGCAUUCUUAAGCGAAAAGCACAACAGGGGGUAAGGAUCUUCAUUAUGCUCUACAAAGAGGUGGAACUCGCCCUUGGAAUCAAUAGUGAAUACAGCAAGAGGACUCUGAUGCGUCUACACCCCAACAUAAAGGUGAUGAGGCACCCGGAUCACGUGUCAUCCAGCGUAUACCUGUGGGCUCAUCAUGAGAAACUCGUCGUCAUCGACCAGUCGGUGGCCUUUGUGGGUGGGAUUGACCUGGCUUACGGGAGGUGGGAUGACAACGAACACAGACUCACGGAUGUGGGCAGCGUGAAGCGCGUCAUCGGGGGACCAUCUCUGGGUUCCCUCACAGCUGAAACAACAGAGUCUAUGGAAUCCUUAUGCCUCAAAGAUAAAAACGAAUCUAAUAAAGAUCUGCCCAUCCUGAACCCUCCGGAUGAUGCAACUUCAAAACUGAAAGGAAUAGGAAAGCCCAGCAAGUUCUCCAAAUUCAGUCUCUACAGGCAGCUGCACAGACACCAUCUGCAUGACACAGACAGCAUCAGCAGCAUCGACAGCGCCUCCAGUUAUUGUAAUCACUGUAGGAGUCGUCAGAAUCUAAUCCAUGGUUUAAAGCCCCACUUGAAAUUCUUUCGCUCUUCCAGUGAGUCUGAGCAGGGGCUUACUAGACCUAACGUUGACACAGCCUCCCUCCAAAGUGUACAGACACGUGUAGGAGAGCUACAUGGGGAAACCAGAUUCUGGCAUGGAAAAGACUACUGCAAUUUUGUUUUCAAAGACUGGGUUCAACUCGAUAAACCUUUUGCUGAUUUCAUUGACAGGCACUCCACCCCCCGGAUGCCAUGGCAUGACAUAGCCUCUGCAGUCCACGGGAAGGCAGCUCGCGACGUGGCCCGUCACUUCAUCCAGCGCUGGAACUUCACGAAGAUUAUGAAACCAAAAUAUCGGUCCCUUUCUUACCCUUUUCUGCUUCCAAAAUCUCAAACAACAGCCCACGAGCUGAAAUACCAAGUGCCUGGGUCUGUCCAUGCUAAUGUACAGUUACUCCGCUCUGCCGCUGAUUGGUCUGCUGGUAUCAAGUACCAUGAAGAAUCCAUCCAUGCUGCUUACGUCUAUGUGAUAGAGAACAGCAAGCACUACAUCUAUAUAGAAAACCAGUUUUUCAUAAGCUGCGCAGAUGACAGAGUUGUGUUCAACAGGAUUGGCAAUGCCAUUGCUCAGAGGAUACUUAAAGCUCACAGGGGAAGCCAGAGAUACCGGGUGUAUGUCGUGAUACCACUUCUGCCAGGUUUUGAAGGAGACAUUUCAACCGGUGGAGGAAAUGCUCUACAGGCAAUAAUGCACUUCAACUACAGAACCAUGUGCAGAGGAGAAAAUUCCAUCCUUGGACAAUUAAAAGCAGAGAUUGGCAAUCAGUGGAUAAAUUAUAUAUCCUUCUGUGGUCUUAGAACACAUGCAGAGCUUGAAGGAAACCUAGUCACUGAGCUUAUCUAUGUCCACAGCAAGUUGCUAAUUGCUGAUGACAACACUGUUAUUAUUGGCUCUGCCAACAUAAAUGACCGAAGCAUGCUGGGAAAACGAGACAGUGAAAUGGCAGUCAUUGUGCAGGACACAGAGACGGUCCCUUCAGUAAUGGAUGGAAAAGAGUACCAAGCUGGUCGGUUUGCCCAAGGACUUCGGCUUCAGUGCUUUCGGGUUGUCCUUGGCUAUCUUUCUGGCCCCAGUGAAGACAUUCAGGAUCCAGUGAGUGACAAAUUCUUCAAGGAGGUGUGGGUUUCAACAGCAGCUCGAAAUGCUACAAUUUAUGAUAAGGUGUUCCGGUGCCUUCCCAAUGAUGAAGUACACAAUUUAAUUCAGCUGAGAGACUUUAUAAGCAAGCCCAUAUUAGCAAAGGAGGAUCCCAUUAGAGCUGAGGAAGAACUGAAAAAGAUCCGUGGGUUCUUGGUGCAAUUCCCCUUUUAUUUCUUGUCUGAAGAAAACCUACUGCCUUCUGUUGGAACCAAGGAAGCCAUGGUGCCCAUGGAGGUUUGGACUUAAGCGUUAUACUUGUUUGCAACUCAGAGACUUCCACUCUGAAGAGUACACGUCACAUUCUGUCUUUCUGGAGACCUAAUAGACAAAGCCAGACCCAGAGCACACAUCCACCCCUUGGAUUGCAACUCUUUGAGUUGACUUGGAAGGGCUGCAGUCAUACUGAUGUAAGGACAAUGAACAUCAGCAUGGCUUUAUAAUUCCUCGUGCCUCUCCUUGUGAAAAAGGGACUGCGUUCUUAGGUAGUAUAUACCCAACAGCUUCAACACAUAUUUCAUUUCCGUGAUGUAUACCAAAGUGCAUUUUCUUUGCUAACAAGAAUUUAUCUGUAACUGUGAUCUACGUUGCCAAAAGUUGUCUGAACCUCCUUAAUUUCCUCUGACCCUCACACAUGCAGCUGUUGUUUGCUGGACCUGCCUUCAUCUUGUAAUCCAUACAGGCUCUGUUUCACAGAAUGUUUACUGCUAGAAGAUGUUGUGAUGCUGCUCUGAGAUUCUUGAAGGUUCCGUGGGAUGCUCUGCCCAUCUGGUCCUGGAGUUGUGGUGUGCACCCAGCCAAGGAUGUGGUCCUUCUUCCCUUCCAGUGACUGAAAGGACAGGACAGACCUUAGUCUACACAGCAGCCCAUGUUAGGUACUUCUGAUAAUAUUGAUAGUAUGUAUCUUGACACGACAGAGCAAUUAAAUUUGAUUAUUACAGCAGAGAUUUCACUUUACCUCCAAAGGCACUGACAAGAUGUAUCCUUAUGAUAGGGCCUACCAGAUCAGAUUUGAAAACAUGUGUAGGAUAUUUGAUUACACAGCAACCCAUAAAACUCAAAGACAGAGCAUACAGCCUUCAGAAAUCACCAACAUGUUGGUAGGAAUCAGAUUCAGAUAAGGAAAGAACAUUUCUUACAGUCCUGUAAAAUUUCCUGCCAUCCAUAGCUGCCAGAUUGAAAUUGGAGUUUCUACAUCUCAAAAUAAAACCAGCAAAUACAACUUGUCUUUCAAGAGAAUCAGGGGCUUCAUAACUCACGCCAAGUGAAUGAGUAUGAGCCCAGCCUUAUUUGACAUUCAGCUCUCCAGCUAUGCUACCUUCUAGAAGAAAAAUUGAUUGUAAAAUACAUGCACCAUCUCUUGCAUUAUUAAAUAAGCAUUAACAUUCCACUACAGUUCCAAAGAGGUUAGGGUUAUUUAUUAAUUCACACUAUCCUCAUCUGUGAAUUGUUCAGGAAAUCCAUUUCUCCUUUUUGGAUGUUAACAUACCCUUUGAUACCCCAUAGCUCUAGUUUUAUUAUGCAGAACUACUCUUACAACUUGAAGAACUAAUAUGGGUUCCCAACAGGCCAUAAAAUAUGGUAUAGAUGGGGCUUCCCUGCUGGCUCAGACAGUAAAGAAUCUGCCUGCAAUGCAGGAGAUCUGGGUUCAAUGCCUGGGUCAGGAAGAUCCACUAGAGAAGGGAAUGGCAACCCACUCCAGUAUUCUUGCCUGGAGAAUCCCGUGGACAGAGGAGCCUGGCAGACUAUAGUCCAUGGGGUCACACGACUGAGUGACUAACACUUUCACUUUCACACUUACACUGAGUGCAAUAAUUACACCUUUAUGGGUUACCUGGACAGAAUCUCGUCCAAAGAAGUAAGGAUCCAUACCUGUUUCAUAGAGCUGGUAGUCCAGUCAGUCAGUCAGUUCAGUUCCGUUCAGUCGCUCAGUCGUGUCUGACUCUUUGCAACCCCACGAAUCGCAGCAUGCCAGGCCUCCCUGUCCAUCACAAACUCCCGGAGUUUACUCAAAUUCAUGCCCAUCGAGUUGGUAGUCCAGUAGAAAAGACUAAAUAGGAACAUAAAGCCAGUGAAACAUAAAGUCAGUUAGCAGGAAAGAGACAGUGUUACAUACCCACAAGAGAGUUUUACAAAUGAGGUGAGACUGUGUAACCAACAAUGGAAAUUAAUAUGCUUUUAUGGUGGCCAAAGAUGAAAAAAUGGCUUCAUUCUAUAGCCGUCAUAAAUAAGAUGUUUGCUAUUUGUGAAGUUUAGAUUGACAUUUAAAGUGUUGAGUAUAUGUGGAAUACCUACGGAUUUCUCAUAUUUUCUUUUUAAAUGUUUUUUUGAAUGUAGAAGAGUCAAAAGACUGGCUCUUGAAAGGGCCCUUUCUCUUAAAAAAAAAAAAAAAAAGCACGUAAUAUAACCUCUCCCCAUUUUAUAGCUGAGAAAACUGAGACCCUUGUUAGUUGAAGGACUCUUCACCCAUUAGGACUAAGGACAUUGCUGCAGUCCACUGCUGGCCUCUCCUUUCACUCAUCACUGCCCCACAAUGAGGAGAUGCAAUAAAUAGAUUUCAGAGAGGAUGUCUCUAAGCUGUUUUGAACCCUGUGAUCUUAUGGAUUUAUGUGCUUGUCCGUGUCCCUCAACUAGAAUGGAAGCUCCAUGGGUCAGGGACUUCCCUGUGUUUUGUUCAUAUUGUUAUCUCCAGAUCUUGAAACAGAGCCUGGCUCAUAGGAGGUGCUCAGUACAUGUUUGUUGGAUGAAUAAAGGAGAUGGAGGAGAGAGCUAAUGAAAUGAAAACCUUAUGGAGUCUCAGACAAGAAAUCUUCCUGCUAUUGCUAAAGAAACUGUUAGCAAGGUUCUUUUCUACUGAAUCUUCUCAAAGGCAAGAUGUUUAUCUGCAAAGAGAGGGGCUACAAGAUUUAUUCGGGUAGAUUUAUGGGAAAUUCAGGGCCACAAUGCCUUGCUUCGCAGUGGCAGUUUAUAUAGUGUACCAUUCUGUAAAAAUCACAUGGGCUGUGGACACAAGAUGUAUGACCUAAUUACCCAUCAUUCUCGGACACUGUUACUACCUACUAGAAGUUCAAAUACCUUAACAUUGCAGUGUCUGAUAUAAACUUUAAAAUGCAAGGGACUAAAUAAAUAAAUAAAAUGCAAGGGAUUUAGCAUCUUGAAAAACUAUUAUGAAUCUGUACCACGUUUUAAAUUGACUAUAAUCUUUUGAAAUUACAAAAGGUAAUUACAGCCUUUAAGUGCUGUACCUGAGAUUCUGAUAAUCCGUGUGAUCAUUUUUGCUUUCAAGAAGGGGGGAAAAAAUCUGUGAUUAUAAAAAGUGAAGGGUAGAAAGUGGUCAUGGCCUAUUAAAGCUAUUCAUGCUGGCCAAGCUUAGUCGUUGGAGGAUGCUCAACCCAGCAGGUCAGGUGCAGGCAUUUGCUCUGGAGCAAGUGUCCAUUUGGUGAGUCACCCUCUAAUGGGACUGUCUUCUUUUUCGGCUGUAGAGCAUCACAGAAGGGCUUGGAGAGCUGGUCACUAGAUAAUUGAGUGACAUAUUGUAAAACAAAGCAUUGAUUUUACUUUAAUAGCAUCUUUGGAAAAAAAUUUUAUCUCUAGGUAAUCAAAAAUGUAAGCAGUUAAUCUCUUAAGUAAUAACAAGAAAAUGUAUUAUAUUUUUGAAUUAACAGUCUUCCAGAUGAAAACAGCAAGCCAGGAAACCUUUUUUGCAGAUGUAAGAUAACAGGCAUAACAGGUUUUAUAUACAUUAUGAAGACCCUGCACUUCUUUCUGCCUCUCCUCAUUCCUUAUUCUUUCAACCACUGGCCCUAUCCAGAGCCCUUCCUUAUUAUGGAAACCAUUUUAGAGGACAAGAAAGAGCUUUCUGGGGAAAAAAGAAAAAAUACCAUGAGGCCUCUAUAAUAAAUUUUCAGUUUAACUCACACUUUGAAGUGACUGACAAAAUAUUACUAUUUUUUAACAGAGGUAAUGGUUCUUUUUAACAUUUCUGAUCUGAUGUGGCACAUGAGUAUUCUCAGCUGUCUGUCACCCUCUGGAGAGGGGCUAAAGAGGACUCUUCAUGUCUUCUCACCCCUCUCUAUUCUCUUAUUAUGAAAUGAGCAAAUGUUAUAGGAUUUUCAGUGUGCUUGGGAAUACAAUUUUAUUCCCUUGGAAGAUCCUCUGAGGUCAGUUAAUACUGGCAAUUUGGAGGUUUAAAAAUGAGUUUCACUAGGCAUCAGUUCAGUUCAGUCGCUGUCCGACUCUUUGCAACCCAAUGGACUGCAGCACGCCAGGCCUCCCUGUCCAUCACCAACUCCCGGAGUUUACCCAAACUCAUGUCCAUUGAGUCGGUGAUGCCAUCCAACCAUCUCACCCUCUAUUGUCCCCUUCUCCUCCCGCCCUCAAUCUUUCCCAGCAUCAGGGUCUUUUCAGAUGAGUCAGUCCUUCGCAUCAGGUGGCCAUAUUACCAGGCAUAGGCCUUGAGAAAUUCUUUUUUUUUUUUUUUUUCAUUUAUUUUUGUUAGUUGGAGGCUAAUUACUUUACAAUAUUGUAGUGGUUUUUGUCAUACAUUGACAUGAAUCAACCAUGGAUUUACAUGUAUUCCCCAUCCCGAUCCCCCCUCCCACCUUAAAUUCUUGAAUCUAGAAAUUCACUGGAAAAGGAAUUCACCAUCUAUCAAAAAGUUGCAGGUGAAGAAUCAAUGGAUUUGCCUUAUGUUUAGGGGAGGCAGAUACCAUCAUAAAUGCCUAAUGGCAUUUAAUUCACAUGUGAUAUAUUAUCAGCUUUGACUUAAGAUUAGAAGGAUUCAUUAAAGGAACCAAAAAUGCUGUGACUGAAUUUAUUAUAGGUUAUCUUAUUUUUUCCUUUAUACCAAUUUUAAAUUUUAACUUAAAAACAAAAAGUUAAUCUAAAAUAAUGAAAAUUUGUCACACUAACCAUUUUAAACUUUUACGUUUUAAAGUCAGAGACUGGGAUGGCAGUCCAACCAAAAUGUAGGCUUAAUUACUCUUUUCUAUCUCCAGCAGCUCAAUUGUUCACUUUAUUCUAGGUAUAUGCACUUAAGUGAAUGUCGUCCUAGUUCUGCUCAACACUGGGAAAUAUAACAUCAUGUUCUCCUAAGGUAUAUUCCACUUGGAUUCAUGACAUAAAAUGGUCUGGGUCAAAAAUACUGAUACUCUUCCUCAGUCAUUCUAAAAAUUCAUACUAGAAAAUUGUAGUUGGAGCACAUGUCUCUGACACAAAAACCAAAUACAUGUUGAUGAACAUUCACCCAUUCAGAAUAUUCAGAUAUUCUGGACAGAACUCGGGCGCCUAGCCUCACCCUUAUGACAGGCUUUGGCAAACAAAGACUGGGCCUCCUGUUUUUGUAAAUAAAGUUUUACUUGACUGCAGCCAUGUCCAUUUGUUUACAUGCCUCAUGACCAAAUGAUCUGCAAAUCCAAACUACUUGCUAUCCUUAAGAAAUGUUUACUGAUCCUUCCUCUAGAGAGAGCAGAGAAUAAACAGUUAGAAUACCUCAACCAAACAGAUUUGGGUGAGUUUUAAUCUCUUCCAUGAGCAAGGUUUUCAACUCUUCCCUAUCCCAGAGCCAGCAUUCCACAAUUGAAUAAUGGUAACAAGGUCAAGUUCUUUCAGGAAUGAAAAAUCAUAUGAGUUUUGGUUCUGAAAGAGUUAUUGUCAACUAAUGCAAUCUCCUCCCGGCUGAGCACUCAAUAUGGAAGCACUGUUGAUAAUGUUUUUAACUAAAGUGUUCAAUGAGGAUGGAUAGGCCUAACCAUUUGUAUUCAGAAUGAGAAUUGUGAACUCAAGAAACUCAGUCUCCCUGGAUUUUCCUCUGUGAAGCCCUGGAAGUGACACAUGUAUCCAUUUUCUGCCUCACAGUCAGUGGUCUGGAUGCUGACUCCCUUAACUGACUUUUAAAAUGUAAAUAUUCAUUAAUUAAACAAUUAAAAAGUGUGAAA
Dama dama (fallow deer) is the source of this 9180-nucleotide messenger RNA. RefSeq names its product phospholipase D1 (gene PLD1). Gene Ontology annotation, molecular function: D-type glycerophospholipase activity; phosphatidylinositol binding. Lineage: Eukaryota; Metazoa; Chordata; Mammalia; Artiodactyla; Cervidae. The coding region runs from base 266 to 3493 and encodes 1075 amino acids. The transcript is spliced from 28 exons. Gene Ontology annotation, biological process: cell motility; regulation of microvillus assembly; intracellular signal transduction. The record is from RefSeq and is a predicted model, not a curated record.